UUCACGUCCGCCAGCGACGCCUGGAGCUACGGCAUCGUCAUGUGGGAGGUGAUGUCCUUCGGAGAGCGGCCCUACUGGGACAUGUCCAACCAGGAUGUGAUCCGCGCCAUCGAGCACGGGUACCGGCUGCCGCGGCCGCCGCGGUGCCCGCCCGCCCUGCACCGCCUCAUGCUCGACUGCUGGCGCCGGGACCCCCGCGCGCGCCCGCGCUUCCCCGCGCUCGUCAGCGCCCUCGACCGCCUCAUCCGGCACCCGCCGGCGCUGCGCGGCCACCACAGCCCGGAUGCAGGCAGCCCCCCCAUGGGUCCCCCCUUUGCCGCGGUUGGGGAAUGGCUCCGGACGCUGCAGCUCAAGGAGGGCUCCGAUGGCGCCGGCGUCACCGGCGUGGAGCUGCUGCCGCGGGACCUGCUGCAGAUGGGGGUGCCCCUGCCCAGGGCCCAGAGCCUGCAGAGCCCCCCCAAGGCAGACCCCAACUUCUGACGCCCCCCCUGCCCCAUAGCCCCCCAUAGACCCUC
Messenger RNA from Pezoporus occidentalis (night parrot), 515 nucleotides. RefSeq names its product ephrin type-B receptor 4-like. Gene Ontology annotation, biological process: ephrin receptor signaling pathway; protein phosphorylation; axon guidance. Lineage: Eukaryota; Metazoa; Chordata; Aves; Psittaciformes; Psittacidae. The transcript has 4 exons. Bases 40 to 480 code for a protein of 146 amino acids. The record is from RefSeq and is a predicted model, not a curated record. Gene Ontology annotation, molecular function: transmembrane-ephrin receptor activity. Gene Ontology annotation, cellular component: dendrite; plasma membrane.